This is a messenger RNA of Impatiens glandulifera, 1563 nucleotides long. RefSeq names its product MLO-like protein 5. Bases 253 to 1563 code for a protein of 436 amino acids. Lineage: Eukaryota; Viridiplantae; Streptophyta; Magnoliopsida; Ericales; Balsaminaceae. The transcript has 15 exons. Gene Ontology annotation, biological process: defense response. Gene Ontology annotation, cellular component: membrane. The record is from RefSeq and is a predicted model, not a curated record.
AUCCGGUUCAAUUCUGUUACAGAGCAUACGAGGAACCAACCACUUUCCUCUUCACAAACAAGUUCGCCAUUACCAUACCUUCACAAAUCGAAAAAGAAAUCUUCAAUAUCAUUCUCAACGACGAAUCAAUGCUUCGAGAACUGCAGAUUCCAUCAAUUAAUCACGUCUUGCAUUCAAUUUCCUCUUCCAGGAUCUUCCUCAACCGUAUCGCCUUUCUAUCAUCUUCGAUAUUGAUUCUUCUUAUACACUCAGAUGACGGGAGCAGAUCCCGGUGCAAGGCAACUAGAUCAGACCCCUACUUGGGCCGUCUCUCUUGUUUGCGCCGUUAUUGUUGUCAUUUCUAUAGGCUUGGAGAGCAUUCUCCAUCAUGUUGGUGAGUGGUUUCAUAAAAGAAAAAAGAAAGCUAUGAUGGAAGCCUUAGAGAAGAUCAAAGCAGAACUUAUGGUACUUGGCUUCAUUUCUCUACUAUUGACAUUUGGGCAAAACUUUAUUGCGGGGAUUUGUAUUACCGAAGGAGCUGCGAACACUAUGUUACCAUGCCCAGUUAGACAUGAGCAGACAGGAGAGCACCAGCCUGCUUUAGAGCACCAACCUGCUGCUUUAGAACACCAUAGGAGGCUUCUGUUGUAUGAACAUCGACUCUUAUCUGCUGGUGCUGCAGCUGCAGCAUGUAAGCCGGGCCAUGUGCCACUCAUAUCCAUUAACGGGCUACAUCAACUGCACAUCUUCAUCUUUUUCUUGGCUGUUUUUCAUGUUGUAUACAGUGCCAUAACCAUGUGUCUUGGGAGAUUAAAGAUACGCGGAUGGAAGGCGUGGGAGCAGGAAGCUGCUGCUAAUGAAAACUCGUUAAAUGAUCCUACAAGAUUCAGGCUUACCCAUGAAACCUCUUUUGUCAGGGGUCACACAAAUUUCUGGACCCAAACACCAUUUCUUUUCUAUUUGGCUUGCUUAUACCGACAAUUCUUUAUGGCUGUACGCAGAGCUGAUUACAUAACUAUGCGCAAUGGUUUUGUGUCUGUCCAUUUGGCGCCUGGAAGUAAAUUCGACUUCCAGAAAUAUAUCAAAAGGUCAUUAGAAGACGAUUUCAAAGUAGUUGUAGGAAUCAGUCCUGUAUUAUGGACUUCUGCAGUCAUCUUUUUGUUCGUCAACGUUGAGGGGUGGUACGCUAUGUUUUGGCUCUCGAUGAUGCCUCUAGUUGUUAUUAUAGCAGUUGGGACAAAGUUACAAGCUAUAAUAACUCAAAUGGCAGUUGAAAUCCAAGAAAGGCAUGCUGUUGUACAAGGCAUACCUCUAGUUCAAGUGUCAGAUAAACAUUUUUGGUUUGCCUGGCCUAAAUUAGUACUCCAUUUAAUUCAUCUAACUCUCUUUCAGAAUGCAUUCGAGCUUACUUACUUCUUCUGGAUAUGGUAUGAGUUUGGGUUGAGGUCCUGCUUUCAUAAGAACUUUAAUCUUCAAAUAUUGAGAGUUAUUGUCGGAAUAGGGACACAGUUUCUGUGCAGUUACAUAACUCUUCCACUAUAUGCACUUGUGACACAGGUUGUUAUUUACUUGUAUUUAAAAUAA